Oenanthe melanoleuca is the source of this 2753-nucleotide messenger RNA. RefSeq names its product TGFB induced factor homeobox 1 (gene TGIF1). NCBI's taxonomy places the organism in Eukaryota, Metazoa, Chordata, Aves, Passeriformes, Muscicapidae. The record is from RefSeq and is a predicted model, not a curated record. The coding region runs from base 1446 to 2255 and encodes 269 amino acids. Gene Ontology annotation, molecular function: RNA polymerase II cis-regulatory region sequence-specific DNA binding; DNA-binding transcription factor activity, RNA polymerase II-specific. The transcript is spliced from 3 exons. Gene Ontology annotation, biological process: regulation of transcription by RNA polymerase II.
CCGUUCCCCGAGCCUGCCCGGCCGGGAGCAGCCCCGCACGUGCCGGUGCGGGAGUGACACAAACACGCUCCCGUGGAAUAAGGAAUAAGUGCACGCCGCACCCGCACUCCUGCUCCGCGGCCAGGCGGCUUCUUUUCCUCUCCACGCCGAAACCUAUGCCCGUGACACUUCAGACCGCGGCUGGGCAUUCAGCACUUUUUUAUUUUUUUUUUAUUUUUUUUUUCUGCACCUGGUUUUGUCAGGGGGCGGCGGGGGAGCGCCAAGACCCGCCGCCAAGGCCUCCUGUGCCCGGGCAGGGAGGGCUCUCCACCUCGCCAGGGAAGCUGGAGCGAGCUGCUGGCGGGUGUCACGUUUCCCAUCCCGGAGGAAAAGAAACUGUUGCUGCUGCAGAGCGUGCUCGCCCGACAGGGAUGAGUCAAGCUGUGAGACUUCUCUCUUUUACAGCUGCGAUCAUGUGCCGCAGCAAAAUCUACGGGGCUGGGGAGGGGGGGUGAGAGUCGAGGGGGAGAAAAACAACCUUUUACGAACUGCUGUAAAAAUAACCGCAGAAGCGGGGCUCGCCUUCCCCGCGGGGGUGGGUGGGGGUGUGUGUGUGGCCAGCGCCGGCCAGGCGGGGCUCCUUCGGCACCGGAGGGGAUGGGGGGAGCAGCCCCGCUCGGCAGUCGGGAGGGGGGCGCCGGCCUUUGGAGGGCUUCUUUCCUUCCCCAGCCGUACGCACUCUCCUUUCUUCUCCUCUAUUCACGCGAAGGAGUGGGUGGUUCGUCCGGCAGCAACAGGAGGAGGCUAGUCAAGGGCAGCUGUCAAAAUCUCCCCCCCCACCCCCGCCUCUUCCUUCUCCUCCUUCCAGUUUAAUGAUCAAACGUCUGCCUGGAAGAAAGGCGAGGGAGCGGGAGGCACGGAGAGCUCCCCCCGCCGCUGCUGUUGUGUGUGCAUGAGCGAGCGGGUACGGGCGGACACCCCCCCGUUCCGGCCGGUCCCUCCCCUCCCGUCUGACAGAGCCUCAACACCCGGGAGGGGAGGGAGGAGAGAGGAGGAGGAGGAGGAGGCAGAGCCGCGAGUGCCAGUGCAGCGCACGGUUACUCUCCCGUACUCACUGCGGGGAGGUGGGGGAGGGCGGGCGCUGUGUACCUUUCUCUCCCGUGCCUUUCCUCACUUUAACAGGCCGGGGCCAAUCGCCAGCAGAAGGGAACAAAGGGAAGGGGGGAGGGAAGCCCACCCCGGCCGCAGCAGAGAGCCCCCGGAGGAGGCAGAGCCCUGCGGCUCCCGCUGACAGCAGCGCGGCCGCGGACCGGGCGCCUGGCUCCGCGGCGGUGUUCCUUCUUUCUUCAUCGACCUCCUCCUCCUCCUCGCCGAGCUUAAAGGGGGAAAGCAGCGUCCGGCGGAGGGAGAGAAACUUGGGUCGGUGCGUGGGGUGUCCGGCGAUCGGCUCGGUCCUCGCGAUCAAGAUGAAAAGUAAAAAAGGUGUAGUUGCAAUAUCAGGCAGUGAAACGGAGGAUGAUGACACUAUGGAUGUCCCACUGGAUCUUUCCUCGUCCGCUGGCUCAGGCAAGCGGCGGAGACGUGGCAACCUGCCCAAGGAGUCUGUGCAGAUCCUCCGGGACUGGCUCUACGAGCACCGAUACAACGCUUACCCUUCGGAGCAAGAAAAGGCGCUCUUAUCCCGGCAAACACACCUUUCCACACUACAGGUCUGCAACUGGUUUAUCAAUGCACGCCGCAGGCUGUUGCCUGACAUGCUGAGGAAGGAUGGCAAAGACCCAAACCAGUUCACUAUCUCGCGGCGAGGGACCAAGCUUCCCGAGGGCGGCCUGGUGGAGUCGGCCAUCAGCACCAAGAACUACAUUCCCCUGCUGGAGGAGUCUGCCUUCCUCCCCGCCGCCGCGCCGCUGGCCAAGACUGUGUCCUCCUCCAAGCCCGCCUCCCCGGGCUCGCUCCUGGCUCGGCCCUCCGUCAUUUGCCACACGACUGUGACUGCCCUGAAAGAUGCCCCUUUCCACUUCUGCCAGCCAGCUGAUGUAGGCCAGACCACGGACCUGCAGCAGCCCCCGGCUGGCGGCUUCACAGAUCACCCCCUCUCCUGCCACGAGGACGCAUCCAAACUGGGACCCGGUGCGAACGCACAGAGCGGGCUCUUUAACACUCCUCCUCCAACACCGCCAGACCUUAACCAGGAUUUCAGUGGAUUCCAGCUUCUGGUGGAUGUUGCACUCAAAAGGGCGGCAGAGAUGGAGUUGCAGGCGAAACUUAUGGCCUAAAUCCCCUUCCUUCUCCUUCCCCGUUUUGUUUUACCAGGCAGGGAUCUAACAGCUGUGUGGUUAUUGCCACCCACACGAUAUCAAAAGACUUCACUGCAUUAUUAUUAUUUUUUUUUUAUUAAUCUUAUUUGCACAAGGGGAUUGCUGAAAUGAAGCUUUCUUCCUGUCACUGAGAUGGUCUUCAGUGGAAUACGGUCAUUCCAAGAAUUAUAAACUUAAAGCUACUGUAGAAAGGAUUGUGUGUUUUGUUGGGAUUUUUUUUUAAUGUUUUCUUUGUAGAUUUUUCAUAAUGUGAGAUGUUUCCCAAGAUCAUGUGAUUUGUUUUGUUUCCUUCAGACUGUGCAAUAUCUAGAAAUGAUAUAGAGUCUUCUUAUCAUUCCCAUGUGGAACGGAAUAUACCGACACGCUGUCUAAAUUUUCAAUUUUUUUAACAAUACAAACUUUGGAUGAUCAUGCUUUUCUCCCAUAAUAUAAUAAAAUAUUUUCUUUAAAAGUGAU